Molecule: messenger RNA, 1931 nt
Organism: Cucurbita pepo subsp. pepo (vegetable marrow)
Lineage: Eukaryota; Viridiplantae; Streptophyta; Magnoliopsida; Cucurbitales; Cucurbitaceae
Product: Protein kinase superfamily protein
Biological process (GO): protein phosphorylation; regulation of stomatal opening
Molecular function (GO): protein serine/threonine kinase activator activity; protein kinase activity; ATP binding
Source: RefSeq, a predicted model, not a curated record
UCUAUAUUAAGUAGUUGAAAUAUAAUCACUCCUCUCAAAAAAAGGAAGUAAAUUUAUAGUUGAAGUUUCACAUGCCUCAUCUCCAUGUUUAAGAACUCCACCUUCCCCCUCCAACCUUUUCACAAGAAAACUGCUCAAUAUCCCCACUUUCUUUCCUUUUCUUAUCUCCUACCUCAUCCUCUUCCUCUUCACUCAUAACUUCUUAAAACCCCGCUUCCAACUGUGUGCCAUUCACACCCCAUAUCAUGAAACUUUCUCGUCUAAAUUCGCUCCGGCGAGUUCAGUCCGGCGAGCUCAUCAUGAAGUUUCCCGACGAUCAAGACGAAUCCAAGAGGCCCCAAUUCCCUCUCGAUUCUAGCUGUUACAAAAUCAUCGAUGAAAUUGGGGUCGGCGUCAGCGCCGUCGUUUACAAAGCCAUUUGCAUUCCCAUGAACUCUGCAGUGGUGGCCAUCAAAGCCAUUGACCUCGAUCGAUCGCGAGCAGAUUUCGAUGACAUUCGAAGAGAAGCCAAAAUUCUGUCACUUCUCUCUCAUCCAAACAUUCUUAACGCCCACUGUUCGUUCACAGUCGAUCGUCGCCUUUGGGUCGUGAUGCCGUUCAUGUCUGCCGGAUCUUUACAGUCGAUUAUUACGUCGUCGUUUCCAGACGGCUUGCCUGAGCCCUGCAUCGCUGUCGUUCUCCGGGAAAUUCUACACGCUCUGACUUACCUCCACGACCAAGGCCACCUCCACCGCGACAUUAAAGCCGGAAACAUUCUGAUGGACUCAAAUGGGUCCGUCAAGCUAGCUGAUUUCGGAGUUUCGGCAUCCAUUUUCGAGGCCAAUUCCACACAGGGGGUGCCAAUUUCUCCAUCAUCGACGUCGAUGAUGCUGAAGGAAAUCGCGGGAACGCCAUAUUGGAUGGCGCCGGAGGUGAUUCACUCGCACAAUGGGUAUAGUUUGAAAGCGGAUAUAUGGUCAUUUGGAAUCACGGCGUUGGAAUUAGCCCACGGACGACCUCCCCUUUCUCAUCUCCCACCUUCCAAGUCCCUCCUCCUGAAAAUCACGCGAAGGUUUCGAUUCUCGGAUUACGAGAAUCAACAAAACAGCAAUAACAAGAACAAAUUUUCAAAAGGGUUCAAGGAAUUAGUAGCCUCAUGCCUUGAUCAGGAGCCAUCGAGAAGACCAUGCGCCGAUAAAUUGCUCAAACAUCCCUUUUUCAGGAACUGCAAGGGCCCUGAUCUUCUCAUAAAGACUGUAUUACAAGGUUUGCCGAGUGUCGAAGAGAGAUUCAAAUUGGGAAAAUUGCAGCGAUUACCAUCGAUGAAAACGGAGGAAGAAGAUGAAGAGGAAAUAGAGAAGGAAAUUAUAAAACAGAGGAGGAUCAGCGGGUGGAAUUUCAAGGAGGAUGGGCUAGAGCUGGAGCCUGUUUUUCCAGGGGAAAACUGCGAGGAAGAUGAAUGUUCGAUCAUAAAACAGGUCCGAUUCGGUGGGGAAUCGAUCAUGGAGAAGGGUUCGAGGGAUUCGAGUGAGUGCUGUUCGGGGGUAUCGGAUCUGAGUUCACCAACGGGGAACGGGAGGAGAGGCGAAGUGGAGGAGGAGGAGGAGGAGGGUGUUGACAGGGAGUCGAUAAUGGGUGGAUUGGUGGCGCUGAAAAGGAGCUUGGACGAGCAGAGGAGGGCGGUGGGGAGUUUGAUAGAGCUGAUAGAAGGAGAGAAAGGGGGAGAGAUGAGCCGAGAGGAGCAGAUAGGGAGAUUGAUGGAGAAGAUGACGAGGGAAUUGGAGAAUGAGCGGAAGAGGAACUUUGAAUUGGAGAUGGAGUUGGAAUUUCUUAGGCUUCAGAUCUCCGCUGCCCAUAAUACUGGCGCUGCUUAACUCUUCUUAGCCGCCCUUCAUAUCUAUGUUGUUUUUGGUUUUAUGUUUUGUUAUCUAUGAAAGAAAAGACAUUUAAAA